GUGUUUCCCCGUCCCCCUCUGUCUUUUCCCAGCUCAGUCCAGCAUGUCUGUCUCAUUCACAGAUCCUGACCUCAAACCAACCUACGAGGCCCUCAUUCAGGGCUCCGCCGCCUACGACUGGGUACUCUUCAAUCAGCCAGGCAAUGAGCUCAAGUUGCAAGCCACCGGAAAUGGUCUGGAAGACCUCGAGGAAGAGUUCAUGGAUGGGCGCAUCCAGUACGCCUUCGCCAGGAUCAGAGACCCCACUAGCAAACUCGACAAAUUUGUGUUGAUUUCCUGGUGUGGCGAUGGCGUUCCUGAGUUCAAAAAGGGUCUCUAUUUCACCCAGUCCGCUCAAGUACAGAACAAAUUCCUCAAGGACGCCCAUCUAGUGAUUCAAGCCCGCUCUGAACUUGAUGUUGCUCCUUCGCACAUCCACAAGCGUAUCCAAGAGUCGUCGGGGUCCAAAUAUUCCUCGUCGGCAGCAGCUGCUCCCGGUAUCAACGCCGCAUCAUCUGUUAAGCCGGCUCCCAGUUACAGACCGAGCCAAGGCCUUGGAGGAUCUCAAGGCAAGCCCACAGCUGUCGCAACUCCCACGUCGACCUUUCGUGCCCCUUCUCCUCAACACGCACCAGCCGCUAAUGCUGUAGCGCCUUCUCGUUUGCCAGCCACCCGUGAGGAUAAACCCAUAAACAGUGGCCUGAAGUCCUCCCCUACCACUGCAGCUUCCGGACCUGCCAAGACCUCCGCCUCUACCAUUUCAGCUUCUGAACCUGCCAAGCCCGUCGCCGAAGACCGCAUCACACCAGUAGGCACGGCCUACACGCCCAUCAAACUUCAGCCGGGCAAGCUCACUGGUCGAUGGAAUCCUGGUGGUAUCCAAGAGGAAAGGAGCGAAGAGUCUCCUGUCAAGAUCCCCAGUAUCAAGGACAGGAUGGCUGCAUUCUCCGGUGGCCAUGUGUCCACUCCCGUCCUUCCUCAACCCAGUGGCAAUAAGCUAACUUGGUCCGCGAGACAGGCGGAAGCCAAGAAACAGAGAGAGGAAGAGGAAAAGGAGAGUGCCGCUGCGUCCAACGAUAAAGUGAUAUCUCCUGCCCCGACUGGCAGCCGGGCUAUGCCCCCUGUACCUAGGCCGUCAAUGCCUGUGACAUCGAGCGACCUUUCUGCUGCAGCCCCCAGCCCGCCUUCUGCUUCCGCCACUAUUAGUCCCCCAUCUGCACCGGCAGCUCCAGUUCCUGAUGCCUCAGCUAUGCCUUCUGUGAUUAGGAGUUCGGUACCACCUCGCGCUGCUUCUCCCGACUCGGACGAGGAAAAAUCGGAUGACGAUGACUGGGGGGCUCCCCCGCCUCCCCCUCCUCCUGUACCCUUCAAACCCGAACCUGUCACGGAGAUUGAGCCGGACGCACCUGUUGCUGCACAGCCUCCCCCUCCCCCUCCCCCUCCACCCCCUCCUCCUCCUCCGGCCGCGCCUGCUCAACCUGCCAACUCUUCAGACCCUCAAGUUGACGAGCUUGAGCGGCUCAAGCAGGAUCUCACUUUGGUGGAAACUCCUAUUACUGGCCCUCCUCCGCCCAUUCCCGAGGCGUCUCGACCUAGGACAAUUGAGCCCGCUUCGGAGCCUUCUCCGGCAGGUAAAAGAGCGAAGGUCCUGUACGACUAUGAUGCUGCUGAGGACAAUGAACUUUCUCUGAGGGAAGACGAUAUUAUUACUCAGAUUGAGCAGUUGGACGAAGGUUGGUGGUCCGGGACAAAUGCUGAUGGUCAAUCGGGCCUCUUCCCUGCCAACUAUUGUGAACUUAUUGAGGACGACAGCGCUCCAGCCGCGAAUCCCCAAUACCAAGUUGAGCCCGAGGCCGAAUUGGAGACAGAACCUACUAUAAUUGAUGCCUCGCCCCCAUCUCCACCCCCGCCACCUCCACCCCCUCCACCUCCUGCCUCCUCUUCCUACGCCAAAGACACCGUGAUGAUUGCUGCGUACGAUUACGACGCGAGCGAAGAUAACGAGUUAUCUUUCAAGGAGGGUGAUCAGAUUACAGACAUUGAAAAGAUUGAUCCUGAUUGGUGGCAAGGGAAAUGCAACGGGCAGGAAGGUCUUUUCCCUGCGGCAUAUGUUGUGUCGCCUGACGAGUAUCCUCCUCAAGACUAGACGCGGAAUAAGCGAAUCAAUUAAAUUCUACUACACAUAUGACUUAGAAACAUCUGAUGAAUUGAGUCGAUGGAUU
This is a messenger RNA of Cryptococcus deneoformans JEC21, 2201 nucleotides long. RefSeq lists its product as hypothetical. Lineage: Eukaryota; Fungi; Basidiomycota; Tremellomycetes; Tremellales; Cryptococcaceae. The record is from RefSeq and is a predicted model, not a curated record. The coding region runs from base 44 to 2125 and encodes 693 amino acids. Gene Ontology annotation, biological process: regulation of actin filament polymerization. Gene Ontology annotation, cellular component: plasma membrane; cortical actin cytoskeleton; actin filament. The transcript is spliced from 13 exons. Gene Ontology annotation, molecular function: actin filament binding.